Molecule: messenger RNA, 2235 nt
Organism: Mucor velutinosus
Lineage: Eukaryota; Fungi; Mucoromycota; Mucoromycetes; Mucorales; Mucoraceae
Exons: 9
Coding region: 1-2235 (744 amino acids)
Biological process (GO): protein processing
Cellular component (GO): plasma membrane
Molecular function (GO): metalloendopeptidase activity
Source: RefSeq, a predicted model, not a curated record
AUGGCACCCGUGUUAGAUUCAGGAGUGUUUACUGCCCCACAUGCGCCAGCAGUGUCACUAAAUGACAUUUGCUUUUCCAGUGCAUGUGUCCAAACAGCAGCAAGUCUCUUGCAAUCAAUGGAUAUGAACAUUGAUCCUUGCUCUGAUUUUUAUCAAUACACAUGUGGUAAUUGGAUUAGAGAUGCAAUUAUACCAGAAGACUUGGCAGGAUUUGGUGUUAUAGAGUCUGAUUCAACCUACCAUAAAGAUAAACUUCGCACUAUUCUGGAUGGAAGCUACUUUGAUUUGUUGACAGCAACAAAAUCUCGAUCAAGCUUUCGAGUGGGCACAAAAGACGGCAUCAAUAUAGACAAGCGAAACUUCCAAGUCGUCAAAAACUACUACACAUCCUGCGUCGAAAUCGAAUCAAGCGGCAAUGAAGCAUUAUCGAGCUUCUUUAACGACAUGAAUGAGCUCAUUUACGAAACAACACAAACAAGCGACACACAGUUUCAGUUGACGGCAAGAGCAGCAGAUCUUGUCAGUUACCCUAAAUCAACCGACGCUAUUGUGAUCGAAGUAGGCGGGCUGUUCACCAUGGAGAUACUGCCAAAAGAGAACGAUAGAACCGCAAUGACCAUCAUCGUAUACCCACCCUCUGAGCUCAGUGAUGCAGACAAAGGGCCUCUUGAAGACGAGGAUCCCGAGAAGCUCUUUAGCCUGACAUCUUCGUUGUUUGGAUUUCAAAACGCCACAGACAGAGAUCGUGAAAGAGUGUCUUUGCUGGAAGACACUGAACUGAAGAUGAUGACUGACCCUGAAAUCCAUGCCAUGAUUGGUGAUGCUAUUUCUGUGCAAAGCAGAUUAUAUCAACUGAGCAAAGCCUCCGAUGAUUCGACUUUUAUAUCUUAUUCGCUGGACGAAAUUUCAGAUGCCCUUCCAUUCGUUCACUGGGCAUCCAUCAUUGAAUCUAAUGUACCGCAAGAUCGAGACAUAUCUGAUUUAUACCUGCAGAUCUACAACGUGGAGUAUUUUCAAGAACUCGAGUAUUACAGUAGCGUCGAUGAUCCAACCCGCAAAUUGCAUAAAGACGCUAUCGUCAACUAUUUAAUCUUACACAAAAUAUACCAAGAUGCAAGCAAAUUAGAUGCCGAAAUGCGACGUAUCAUGCCUGAUACUCCAUUCCAAACAAGAUCCAAUCUCUGUGUCGAAAAAGUCCUGGAGAACCUGAACCUCGUUUCUGGUCGAUUCUACUCUAUGAUUACCUCAAAUGGCGAAUCUGAUCGCAUCAAGUUGGGUGAAAUGGCAGAAGCUAUCAAGGAAUCUCUUGGUAAUCGCAUUAAAAAGGCGAAUUGGCUGGACAAUUCUACUAGAAGUUCAGCUAUCAAAAAGCUUGACGCCAUGCAAAAGUCGCUUGGAUACAGCACAUCGUCUCCUGAUGAAAGGUCACCUCAAGACAUUCACAAAUACUUGCGCGGACUCGAAGCCGAUGCUGAUAAUUUUUAUGACAAUGAGAAAGCCGUAGCUCAAUGGACAUUGCAAAUAUAUUGGGAUACCAUCGGACGUACGAUCAGCCCUACUGAAUGGAUUGGUGUAGCAACCCCUCAAGUUGUCAACGCCUUCAAUUUACUAUCCAAAAAUAGCAUUUUCGUGAGUGCUGCAUUUGCUCAAAAGCCAAACUACGAUCGCUAUUAUCCUGACUAUCUCAACUACGGUGGUAUCGGACAAACAUUGGGUCAUGAGUAUUCGCACGCAUUUGAUGAUUACGGCUCUCAAUACGAUGAACUUGGCAUUGAAAGAAACUGGUGGUCAGAGGAAACCAAGUACAAAUACAUGGAGAAAUCGCAGUGCUUUAUAGACCAAUACUCCAGAGCCAGUAUUACGGACGAGAAAGGCAAAAAGUAUAGCAUUGAUGGAUCUCUGACAUUAGGUGAAAACAUUGCAGACAACGAAGGAUUAGCCGCAACAUAUGAUGCCUAUCUCAAGUCCAAAGAAAAUGGAAAGGGAUACAACCCUAUUCUUCCUGGACUACAAGAAUUCAGCCCUGAAGCCUUGUUUUUUAUCAACGCGGGUCGUUCAUUCUGCUCCAAGCCUUUACCAGGAAGCAUCAAAGAUUCGAUCAAAGAUGAACAUGCUCCCGACGCUGUUCGGGCAAACAAGGUGUUUCAAAACAGCAAAGAGUUUGCGCAGGUCUUCAAGUGUCCCAUUGGCAGUAAAAUGAAUCCAGCAAACACGGAAAAGUGCAGCAUCUGGUAG